Messenger RNA from Ectocarpus sp. CCAP 1310/34, 1253 nucleotides. NCBI's taxonomy places the organism in Eukaryota, Phaeophyceae, Ectocarpales, Ectocarpaceae. The record is from the annotation of a GenBank genome assembly.
AUGGGUUUUUUUACGUUCGUGCUGCUGCAAAACCUGUACCGAAGGGCUGCACCCGCCGUGUUCGCGGUGGGAAUCGCUGCAGGGGCUUGGGCCGCCACUACAUCGGCGCAGGCGACAGCCGCUGAAGACCUCAUCAUCGGCGUGCGGUACAGCGCCGGAGUCAUGGAUUGUGACGAGGACAUCAUAGACAAGAUUACGCUCCAGCUGAUCGUGUGCGGCUCUAGGGCCAUCAUGCUAUACACGUGCUUGCGAGGCCUGCGGCUCGCCACAGUUUGGGUCGCCGUGACAGCGUUUUCCGAAGGCCUGAGGAUGAGGGUGUCGACGCUGCUCGGCAGGGCAUCGGCGGCGGCGGCGGCGGGAGAGGUGCUGCCUGGCCCCGGCGGCGGCGAUGCUUCCCGCCCUGGCAACAUGACGGCCGGCGCCGCCGACUCGCAGGCCGUGAUGAUUGGGUGAAGUCUCGACCAUCUCACCUUCGGCUGCGGCCGACACAAUUGAAAUUGCUGACGAGCCUUGGUUGCGGCACUGCUUCAUUUUGUUGGGGUCGAUCCAAACGAGGCAGAGAUGAUGGCACAGUUCUGGUAGAGUGUGCACGAAAGCCAAACAAGGCCGAAAUGGGGUGCGGUGGAGACGCUAGUUCCGGGAAUUAAGUGCCUUUCAAGAAAAUCGCCGCUCGUCUUUCUCGUUUGUUUGUUAUUUUGUGUUGAGAAGGAUGGUGGUGAGGGAAAACACGGGGCGCGGCAUGGUUUGCACGGUCGAGCAUGAAGUCGGGUAGAGAAAAACCCGACUUGCCCGUAAGCGGCGAGUUUCGUGCCGUUUCAUUUUGUACCCGAUGGUACUGUGCCCCUUCGUCGUGCAGGAUGGCUUCUACUCCUACCAUAGCUGUGUCAUUAAUGUAUAAAACUUCUUUCGGCAGUCGCUGUGUUAUCGAGAACUUGCGUAAAUAGUCGAAAUACAGGUUUGGUGAGAGGGGGAAGGGAGGGUUCAGUUUCGAGACGAGGGCGCGGUACAGCCAUUGAGGUUCCGCAUCUUGGUGCCGAUGUGUCCAUGUAUGACCACACCAAGGCCUAGAUCAGGCGUGUGGCGAAAAAUAGGCAUGACGAGAGGAAUUGUCGCAACAUUCUUUGUUUCUACAGGAUGUGUCCCCGCCCCUUCCCUCCCGUCCUUCUCUGUAGUGCUCUGCGCAAAACUCGCGGGGUGGGGCUUAUCGGUGGAGAAACCAGUCAUAGAGCCAACCCCCCCCGGGUUCGUAUGCA